Klebsormidium nitens is the source of this 1574-nucleotide messenger RNA. NCBI's taxonomy places the organism in Eukaryota, Viridiplantae, Streptophyta, Klebsormidiophyceae, Klebsormidiales, Klebsormidiaceae. The record is from the annotation of a GenBank genome assembly.
GGCUUGCCUCUGACCAAAAGCAUGUGCCUUGCUCCUCCAACAGCUCAAGUUCUCCCUCUUCCCUUCUCAUUCAGAGGCGCCAUUCCCAGAGGAAGCUGACAUAGAGCGCCAUUGUAGCAAGGUAAAGGAUAAGAAAGCUCUCUGGCUGAAGUCACUAUUUGAGGAACACCACCAUCGAGUUCUAGUGCUCCUUGUGAGGGAAUUGCCAAAGGUUGCAACUUUGCAGAUUUCACCUCGCGCUAGUGCUGCCAGGUACUCCGGUGUUGAAGAAGUUCUGAUUACAGUCUUGAGACUUUGCAACGAUGUCGGGAGCUUCACUUGCUGCUGGGGACACCAUUGAAGAUGAGAAGUAUGGAAACAUCAGGGCUGACGAGAAGCCGGCAAAGGAGGGCACUUUCAUGGACAUGCUGGUCAAGCCUUUGAGAACCCCACUGACUCUCAUUCACACGCAGCUCAUCUGCUUCUCGGCUGUGCUGGUAGCAAGCGGGGCCGUGCCAAUUCCCACUCUUCUGUUUCCGCUGCUUGCGACUCUCUACAUAGUCCUCAUGGCAGUGCUGAUUUUCACGCCUGUCGAUUCAAAGAGACCCCCGGCCAAGCUGUUUGAUGGAGACAAGCGGUUUGAGAUAUACACCGUCUUCGAGACAAUCAUAGCGCUGAUCCUUCCUGUUGGGUACAUUCUGGGUGCAUUUGUUAGAGGAGAUUCGAAAGCUGUCGCUGCUGCUGCCCCUCACAUGUACCUGCUCAGCAGCCAGAUCUUGACUGAGAACUUGGCCAAAGCCAUGGGCUCUCACAUCUCCCUGCCGAUCCGCGCGCUCGUCCCUGUCCUCUACAACUCCGCCCGGCUGCCCUCUCUCAUGAACUGGGCCAGGGAGGCAUUCCGUCGGGUGCCUGUGGCCAUUGGAACCGACCACCUUCAUAAGAUGGAGAAACUGGCAAAGAUGACCGUCCUGGGGGGCCGGUUGAGAGACGCUGGCUGGGCCUGGUUUGGCAGGGGAUUGGCUGCGCUAAACCUGGUGUUCUGGACCGCAAACCUGUUCUUCUUCCUGGUGCCCCUAUUUGUCCCCCGGGCUAUGAAGGCGCACUUCUUGGCGGAGAGUGAGGCGGGCGCCAAGCCAAGCGUGGUCCUGCCGAAGCAGUUGCACGAACAGGAGAAAGCGCAAGAGCGGAUGAUGUCUCCAGAGGACAAGGCGAAGGCGGCAUAAGGAAUGAUAAGACAGAAAUUGAGCUUCUGAUGAAGAUGUCGAGGCAUAGAGCUUGCCAGUGCAGCUGAAUGAUAAAUAUUUUGGUUGCAAUGGGUGUAGUCAAUCCUGUACUAUACAACUAGGACGGUCAUGCACUUUGAAGCGUGCUUAGAAGGUUUCUUGGCUGCGAGAUCAAGGAAUAUGCAUCGGUCGAUCUCUGCUGAAUCUUGUUGCAAUCGCUCGAUGUUAAUGUUAGGCUUACUUUGUUGGGUCGGAACCAUGAUUGAUAAUCAUUAAGCACGGAGUUUUUAUCAUGUAUGCAGCCGAAGUGUUGAGAUGGAAAUUGUUAUGAUGGACUGGAAGCAUUCAGCGCACAGUAACACGUGCUUUCAU